GCCGGACCGGACAGGCUGCCGAGGCGCUGAUCGCCAGCACGCGAGGCCAAGGGCCGGACGGCCACCGGAGGGCACAGCGCGCCCGGUGCGGGGAGGGACCUGCCACCCGCGGCCCCCCACGCGGGGACAGCGAUGCGGUGCGCCCUGAGAUCCCGGUAGCCUCGGAUCUGCGGCGGUGAUGGAUGAGCCGUGGUGGGAAGGGCGCGUCGCCUCGGACGUCCACUGCACUCUACGCGAAAAGGAACUGAAGCUGCCUACCUUCCGUGCCCACUCCCCGCUCCUGAAGAGCCGUCGCUUCUUUGUAGACAUUCUGACCCUGCUGAGCAGACACUGCCAUCUCUGCCCCUCAGCCCGGCACCUGGCCAUCUACCUGCUGGACCACUUCAUGGACCAGUACAACGUCACCACCUCCAAGCAGCUGUAUACUGUGGCUGUCUCCUGCCUCCUGCUGGCGAGUAAGUUUGAGGACAGGGAAGACCGCGUGCCCAAAUUGGAGCAGAUAAACAGUACGAGGAUCCUGAGCAGCCAAAACUUUUCCCUCACCAAGAAAGAGCUGCUGUCCACGGAACUUCUGCUCCUGGAGGCUUUCAGCUGGGACCUCUGCCUGCCCACGCCUGCCCACUUUCUGGACUACUACCUCUUGGCCUCGGUCAGCCAGAAGGACCACCACUGCCACACCUGGCCCACCACCUGCCUCCGAAAGACCAAAGAGUGCCUCAAGGAGUACGCCCACUACUUCCUGGAAGUUACCCUGCAAGAUCAUAUCUUUUACAAAUUCCAGCCUUCUGUGGUCGCCGCAGCCUGUGUUGGAGCCUCCAGGAUCUGCCUUCAGCUCUCUCCCUACUGGACCAGAGACUUGCAGAGGGUCUCAAGCUACUCCCUGGAGCAUCUUAGCACGUGUAUUGAAAUCCUGCUGGUAGCCUAUGACAAUGUUCUCAAGGAUGCUGUUGCUGUCAAGAGCCAGGCAUUGGCCAUGGUGCCGGGCACAUCACCAGCUGCCACCCAAGUGCUGUUCCAACCGCCCACCUACCCUACGCUCAGCCAACCGCCGCCAACGCUAGCCCAGUUCCAGAGUCCAGCACAGGACUUGUGUUUGGCUUAUCGGGACUCAUUACAGGCCCACCGCUCAGGAACCCUGCUCUCAGGAGACACUGGUCCAUCCCUCCACACCCCAUACUCAACCCUCCAAGCCUUGGAUAUGUGUCCUGUGCCUGUGCCUGCAUCCCUAAGCAUGCAGAUGGCCAUUGCAGCUGAACCCAGGCACUGUCUUUCUGCCACCUAUGGAAGCAGCUACUUCAGUGGGAGCCAUAUGUUCCCCACAGGUUGUUUUGACAGCUAGGCUACAUUUGGACCACACGGAGAAUCCUGGAAGACCCGGAUCGAGGAAGUGGACACCUAAGAGGGAGAGCUCAGUCAAGUGAGGCAAAGAACCUAGUACCCUUCAAUAGUGAGGGUUUAUGUGCUUUGAAAAAAAAAAAAAAGAACAACCCAGAGCCAAACAUCCAGGGACAUACCUCACCCAACAGCGUCUCUCUGGGAAAAAAACCUCUUCCAUGUGUGGCUGAAGGACAAAGACGUGGCUCUGUGGCCAUUCCCUUGAGCUGGGGGAGCCAGUGGAGCACAUCAGACUUGGUAAGAGGCUUGGACAUUGCGGACUGCAUAGAGAUCUGUAGCACAUCCGGGCUUUUCUAAGACUACUCGUCACAGCUAAACCACUGAGAAACGAAGGGGCAGCCGGGCAGUGGUGGCGCACGCCUUUAAUCCCAGCACUCGGGAGGCAAAAGCAGGCGGAUCCCUGUGAGUUCAAGGCCAGAUUGCUCUACAGAGCAAGUUCCAGGACAGCCAAGGUUAAAUAGAGAAACACUGUCAGGAAAAAAAAAAUCAAAAAGAAAAAGAAAGAAAAAAGAGUUGGCACUUGGGAUAUAUAUCCUCUGUGUCUCUAGAAGAUCCGUCCCGAGUGUUUUUCUCUCCUUAGCUCCACACCAAGGGCACAGUUGUCUGUGUUUAUGACCGAGCACUGGCCCCAGGAGGUACAGCGGCUAUCUUGCCCUUUCUUUUUUUGAACCUCAAACCUUUUUCGCCCUUCUAGAUGUUUCACGUGCUGCUGCUUCCCAGAACAAUCCAGCUUUCUCUCCUGUAGAACCACCUUGUUUACAUACUGUGUCAGGGAUUCUGGGAUACUUGAAAAUUCCGUAAGAGGAAAACGUUUGAAUUGCCGCACUGUCUGUCCCGCGUUGAGGCUGUGUCUUUUCCUAACCCAGCUUGUGAGCAAACCGGUGUGUAACCACAGCGCGUGUGGGGGGGACACACCUCCCAGGCUCUCAGCUCUGAAGAGUCCACCCUUGGCCUGCUAGGGUUCCCUCCACCCACCCCCCGCCCACUUGGACUCAGAUCACUGCCCCCUAGUGGGGGAAUGUUGUUGAAAGGAAGACAAAGGUUUGAACUAGUCCUCACUUCCCUCCAUGCUUGUAGUGCUAAGGUGAAACCAACCCCAGCUCUGAGUGUGGUCAGUAGUAAAAGGUAAUGAUACUGAGGGAUAUUUGAAAAGUAGGGGAUGACCAUGGGAUAGGACGCUAGCGUUGACAGGCCAGGGAUUGCUGGAGCAAAAGCCAGUGUGUGGGGAUCUGCAGUUGGAGGGCUCAAGAAGACUGUCACCAUGUGCAAUAUGUUAAUGACUCUGACUCAUAGCUUGUGCUUAGGAUGUUCUUGUGGGUUUUUUUUUUUUUGUCAGGGGACAUGCUGUUCACCCAUCAGAAUUGGGAGGGUGCAAAAGACCGCAGGAACAAAUUUUAGUUUUGUUUUUGAAAAGAUUGUGUCUUUAUUUUGUUUUUCUUUUCUUAUUCUUUUUUUUUGGGGGGGGGGGCUUUUAUUUUACAACAGGUCUAGUGUAGCUAAGGCUAGCCUCAAACUUAGUAUGUAGCCGGAGGCUGACCUUGAGCUCCUGAUCCUCCUGCUUCAGCCUCCCUCCCACCACACCCUGCCUCCCUUCUUGGUUCUCUUUGACUCAUUUGCCAAUCUAAGAGACCAAGGCAGGGACUGCCAGGAAGGCGGCCAUGUGCUGCUGAGUCGGAUUCCACAGUGAUAGAACUUUUCUAAACAGAUGAAUGUCUCAUGGAAGCAGAAUAAGGAGAGAGCUGGAUGAAGAUGAGGCGCUGCCAUUUUGUCAGUGAGCAUAGGAACCUGCACAUUUGUUUGUUAUUUUUUGUGUUUUUGGCUCCCACCCCUCCACCCCCUUUCCCAGCCUCUUUGUAUUUAUGUGCAACUAGUUUGGAGUCCAAGUUAUUGUAUCUGUCUGUUUCUAGGCUGGGGCCCC
Molecule: messenger RNA, 3313 nt
Organism: Microtus oregoni (creeping vole)
Lineage: Eukaryota; Metazoa; Chordata; Mammalia; Rodentia; Cricetidae
Gene: Ccnjl
Product: cyclin J like
Exons: 6
Coding region: 179-1339 (386 amino acids)
Biological process (GO): regulation of cyclin-dependent protein serine/threonine kinase activity; mitotic cell cycle phase transition
Cellular component (GO): cyclin-dependent protein kinase holoenzyme complex; cytoplasm; nucleus
Molecular function (GO): cyclin-dependent protein serine/threonine kinase regulator activity
Source: RefSeq, a predicted model, not a curated record